AUGUCACUCUAUGCCAACUUCCUAAAAGAGCUCAUGACAAAAAAAAACUGGGGAGAAAAGAAAACUGUAGUGCUCACAGAAGAAUGUAGUGCCAUCAUACAAAAGAAGCUUCCCCAAAAGAUGAAAGAUAUUGGGACCUUUCAAAUCCCCUGCAUAAUAGGGGAUAUAAAUAUUGAGAAGGUAUUGUGUGAUCUGGGAGCUAGCAUUAACCUUAUAUCCUUGGCCAUGAUGAAGAGAAUGAGAAUUGAAGAGGCCAAGCCAACAAAGAUGGCACUCCAACUAGCUUAUAGGACAUUCAUGUUUCCCCAUGGAGUGGUGGAAGACUUGUUGGUUAAGGUGGGAGAGUUCAUUUUCCCAGCAGAUUUUGUAGUGCUUGAUAUGGAGAAAGAGGCAAAUUCUUUAAUCAUACUUGGGAGACCAUUCUUGGCAACAGCUGGGGUUAUAAUUAAUGUGCAAAAGGGAGAGUUGGUUCUAAGACUGCAUAAAGAAAAGAUGGUGUUCAAUGUUUUCACUGCAAUGAGCUACCCAAAGGAGUCCAUUGGUGAAUGCAUGAUGGUAGACACAAUAGAGAAGCUGGUUCAAGGAGUUCUAGAAGAAGAAAAUGUGAAGAAGCAACGGAGCAAGAUCAACAAACACCAUGUGGUGAACUACCACAAGAAAUUAUAG
Molecule: messenger RNA, 666 nt
Organism: Arachis stenosperma
Lineage: Eukaryota; Viridiplantae; Streptophyta; Magnoliopsida; Fabales; Fabaceae
Exons: 1
Coding region: 1-666 (221 amino acids)
Source: RefSeq, a predicted model, not a curated record